AUGGUCCUCAUCCUCCUCCUCAUGACAAGUCUGUUUAGGCCAGUCCGCCUCCAGGCCUCAGAGGAGGGGUGCCUCAGCGGCUUGUGUAACCCCCAGAUCGGAGACCUAAUGAUGGGUCGGGCCGCUCAACUCUCGGCCUCCUCCACUUGCGGACUGGAUGGCCCUCAGAACUACUGCAUCAUUGGAUAUCUGGAGGAGGAAAAGAAAUGCUUCUCUUGUGACUCCACUCGGCCGUUUGAUGCCCAGUCCAACCCAAACAGUCACCGGAUCGAAAACGUCAUCACCACCUUCGAGCCUGAACGCAAGAUGAAGUGGUGGCAAUCAGAAAAUGGAGUCCAUGAGGUCAGCAUCCGUUUGGACCUGGAGACUAUUUUUCAGUUCAGCCAUCUUGUCCUCACCUUCAAGAGCUUUCGUCCAGCUGCCAUGUUGGUGGAGAGGUCUCAGGAUUCCGGUCGCUCCUGGAAAGUUUUUCGUUACUUUUCAGAGGAUUGUUCGCUUCAUUUCCCUCAAGUCCCCAAACAGAUUGCAGAUAGCAUCGACGACGUGGUCUGUGACAGCAGGUACUCCGGCUCUGAGCCCUCCACUGAAGGAGAGGUCGUGUUGAAGGCUCUGGACCCAAUAUUCCAGAUUGAAAAUCCCUAUGCUCCUCACAUACAAGAAUUGAUCACAAUGACAAACUUGAGGAUAAAUUUCACUCGGCUCUUCACGCUGGGAGACACUCUAUUGGGCCGAAAGCGCAGGAAUCCUCAGAACAAGUAUUACUAUGCUCUGUAUGACAUGGUGGUGAGAGGCAGCUGCUUCUGUAACGGACAUGCAGCCCUGUGCACUCCGGCCAAUGGCAGAGGGGACGUCUUCACCACGCCCGGAAUGGUCCAUGGUCAGUGUGUCUGUCAGCACAACACUGCUGGGUUCAACUGUGAGAGAUGCAAGGACAUGCACUACGACUCCCCCUGGAGGCCGGGCGGAGAAGACAACCCUAACAUAUGCAGAAGGUGUAACUGUUACGGCCAUGCAGACUCUUGUCACUUCGAUGCGGCUCGCUUCGAUGAGACAAGAGGAGUGAGCGGCGGAGUGUGUGAUAAUUGCAGGAACAACCGCGAAGGAGCCCAGUGCGAACGCUGUGGUGCAUUUACGUUCCAGGACCCACAGAGAGCCAUCGAGGACCCAAGCGCCUGUAUACCGUGUGAGUGCUCUCCUCUGGGAUCGGAGUCAGGGGGAUUGUGCGAUGUUCAGACUGGUCAGUGUCUGUGCAAAGAGAAUGUGGAGGGACAGCGCUGUGACCGCUGUAAACCCGGACACUUUGGACUGAGGCCCGAGGAUCCACUGGGCUGUCAACAGUAA
Knipowitschia caucasica is the source of this 1341-nucleotide messenger RNA. The record is from the annotation of a GenBank genome assembly. NCBI's taxonomy places the organism in Eukaryota, Metazoa, Chordata, Actinopteri, Gobiiformes, Gobiidae.